Betta splendens (Siamese fighting fish) is the source of this 4648-nucleotide messenger RNA. RefSeq names its product laccase (multicopper oxidoreductase) domain containing 1 (gene lacc1). The transcript is spliced from 5 exons. The record is from RefSeq and is a predicted model, not a curated record. Bases 8 to 1267 code for a protein of 419 amino acids. Gene Ontology annotation, molecular function: copper ion binding. NCBI's taxonomy places the organism in Eukaryota, Metazoa, Chordata, Actinopteri, Anabantiformes, Osphronemidae.
GCUGCCGAUGUCUCGGGCCGUGCUGUUGGAUCUGCUCCACGGCUCCUGCCCGUCGUGUGCCGGCUCGGCUCUGGGGGAACAUCUCGGGUCGGACUCUCGUGUCUUUCUGCUUUACGGGAAACUGCACCGCGAGGAAAACGGCGGUCCUGACGGGCUGCUGGGCUCCUGUGGGAGCGCGCGUGUCCUGGACUCCGGCUCCACCGCGGAGUGUCUGUACCGCUUCAAGCAGACUGUGGACGAGCUGGACCUGAGCUCGGUCACGGUAUACACGACCCCGCGGGGCCGAAGGGUGCUGCUUCUGUACCAGGAGCAGCUUUUCACGGACGUCUACACGUUCGACUAUGAGGUGAGGUCAGUGGACGAACCCACCUGUCCGAGCUGCACAGGGUCCGCCCCCACGGAACCACCUGCUGAAGAGGUCCGCAGAGACGUGUCCCGGUUCCUGCAGCAGCUUCCUGCGCUGAAAGGAGCGAUCAGAGUCCUGAGGUCCACGCUGAUCCCAGAAGCGUUCGGUCACGGCUUCAGUACCCGGACGGGCGGCGUCUCCUACAUCCCGACGCUGUCCUCCCUGAACCUGUUCGCCAGCUGCAGGCGGAGGGACCCGGGGGCCGUGGUGGCGGAGAACAGGCGCAGGCUGGCCCUGCAUGCCGGCUUCCACCCUGAGCCGCUGCGUCUGGUCAAGGUGAACCACGCCAGCGACGUGUGGCUGUUGGGCCAGGCUGAGCCCGAGAGCUACGACGGGAUGGUGACCGACCAGGCCGGCCUGGUUCUAGCAGCUCCGGGAGCCGACUGCAUGCCCGUCCUGUUCGCUGACCCGGUGUUAAAGGUGAUCGGAGCCGCCCAUGCAGGUUGGAAGGGGACUCUGAUGGGUGUUGCUACGGCAACCGUGGAGGCCAUGGUGAUGGGAUUCGGGUGCAGAGUGAGUGACAUCAUGGUGGCGGUGGGACCCUCAGUGGGGCCGUGCUGCUUCACGCUGCUGAGAGAGCAAGCGCUGGACUUCAGCAGCAUUCAUCCAGACUGUGUCCCCGAUCCAGAAUCAGACAAACCGCACGUCAACAUCCGCCUCGCCAACAGGAUCCUCCUCCAGAACGCCGGGGUCCUGCCUGAACACAUCCACGACGACACGGUCACGGACCGGCCCCCGGUGACGCCCUGCACCUCCUGUCACCCGCAACACUUCUUCUCCCACGUUAGAGACGGGUCCAACUUCGGCACCCAGGCGGGUUUCCUGUGGAUCAGACAAACCGGGGAGGAGGCGAGGCCCUGAUCACAGACGUGGAUAGAUCGUGUUGGUCCAAUUUCUUUCUUUCUUCUCCAUCAUAGUACCUGCAGGUAAUUCAGAGACUCGGGGCUAUGAUUAAGGCAUGUUUAAUAAAAGCAGCUGUUGUUUCUGUUCUGCUGCUCAAAGCAGUUUUAGUUCAAUGUCUGAUAAAUUUAAGCCAUUUUAUUAAAGUUCUGGCUCAGUGGAUUUAAUAUGACAGACUAAUUGAGAUCAGCAGCUGUUUUUAAUGAUGUUCAAAGCCGACCACACAGUACAAGAGACUGGCUGUAGGCGAUUUCAUACCUGGACCACAAAGUCUGGCUUCAAUCUGGAUGCAUGGAAGUUGAAGCACAUGUGCAGCUCUGUAGACAGGUUGAGUCUAAAUAAACACAAGUUCACUGAAACUCAAUGUCAGAGUUUAUUGAAAAUAACAAACAACUAGUGCCUCUAGUCAGAAAUCUUCAUAAACAGGUAAAACAGGAUUAAAUCAAACUGAGCUGAGAGCAGCUGGCUAAAUAAUGACACUGGUCUCUGGGAGGGAAAUUAUCAUUUAUAAUCAAAAUUAUUUUGUUCAAUGCUCAACUUCUGACAAAAUCACAUUCCACAAAGAAACAUCCACAAGUUUCAAUAAAUAAAUGACUGGCUUCAGUCAUUUUGUGGCUUCUCUUCUUUUAAUGUCAGCAACUUUAAGGCCGGUUCCUUAGUGCAAACACAGGUCAUAUGAUGUGAAGUAAGGAGCAACAGAAGAGGUCCAGCCCAAGACAUAAACCAACAGUUCAUGGUUUCUCCUCUUUAUCAAUUGUUUCCUUGUUUUUUUCACUGCACAGCUGUUGAAAAUGAUGAAAGCACAGCACCCUUUUCUCUGCAGCUGUGAUUUAAAAUGAGCCACGUGAGGCGACGCAGUGAAAUUGCUUUAGCCUCAGUGCGAGACCUGAUGUGAGGCUUCCCACCCAUUCUACCACUGGUUCUGACAGCAGCCUGACACUCACCAACCACUUCAACGGCCCCAGCUGAUCGGUUGACAGUUUGGCCUGAAGGUGGUGCUACAAGUUAAAAGAGUUCAUUAUGUGAUGAUACAUCAAUAUUAAAAAGAGUUAAAAUGCAGAAGAGUCUGUCCAGCAGCUGUGGACUAGAACGCUCCCUUUGGGUUUUGUUGUCACUGUUGUGCCCACUGGCUCAGCUGGCUUCCUCUCCCAGCACGAUAGCAGAGCUGAUGAAGUGAAAGGUACUGUAACAGAGCAUGGUAUGAAGGAAGCUCGUCUACGUGCAAACUGAGUCUGAAACCCUGUAGGUAAAGCUGCAGCACAGUCAUAAAAGAAUCUCAAGUCGAUCUAUUUACUUUGGAAACAUGACAGCAGUGAACCCUGCAGGAUCAUCUCACGCAGUCCUGCCUAAAAAUGAACUUCAACAGAAAAAAACUCUCCUCAAAUCACUCACAUGCUUGUCUAAUUAAACCGGUCAUAUGAUCCUGCAGGACAAAAACAGUGGUCGUAUGUCAAGAUUAGUCAACAAGGUCUACAGUCCCUACAGUUCAUAGUCCCUCCUGGGUUGUGUUGAAUUUCAGAGAUUCCAGCUUUGACUGAUCUUCAUGAUCUCCGUCAGAAAACCUCUGAUCUGCUGUUCAGUCAAAAAGGAAGAAUGAAACGAUCCAUGAUAGUCCAGGACCCAAACAGACAGAACAAGCCCAUUGUUGGUCAAACAAACAAGCUCAUGUUAAAAAAACUGUUUCCAGGAAACUGGAGUGACACCUGAAACAUCCCGACUGACGUGAUGUCAACAGUCGUUUAUAAAAAGAACCUGAGGAGUAAAAGUGAAGGAGAAGAAACAAGGAUGAAGUUUGAGGGAAGAAGGAGAGGUAGGGAUGAUCUCUACAGACGAGUGUGUCCAGCUACCUCACUGUGAUAUUUUAUCAGCUGCAGUGGCAGAGCAGCAGUCCGGCCACUAGAGGGAGCAUGUUGAGCAGCAGGAGCCACAGAGUGACGGCCAGACCUGGAGAGCUGGAGCACGGGUCUGAAACGACACAGAGGUCAACAUCUGUCUGCAGUGUGUGUGUGUGUGUGUGUGUGUCACCAGCACUGACCUAUGGGGUCACUCCUGGAGGUGUUGGCUGGCAGGGGCUGUUGGUGGAACGGACAGUCGUCACAGAAGUCUGUGCACGCGGGGCAGAUCAGGACGCCGUUGUAGACCCAGUCGCUGACCCGCACACUGACGCUCAGCAGCUGCCCUGUCCGGACGCAGGGGAAGGACUGGUCCUGCACGUACACGACCAGGCCCAGAGCCGAGCACGACACCUGCAACACAUCCGUACACCAUGGAUUUGACUUAGAAGGCAGUGCUUCUGUUGGACCCUCUACAAUCAGUGCUGAUCUUAUGCUCCAGGUUUGAGAAGCUGAUAUGUUAAAUCAACACACAUCAGGUGUUUGUGGAGUCUCUACCACAAGUUCUCCAUACCCCACCUCAUCUCACCUUGUAGCAGCCGGAGCCCCAGUCAGGGUAAGUCAUCUUCCUGGUGCACUGCUCCAUGACGAAUGCUGACUUCUGGUACAGACACACAGAGUCCGGCCCAUACUGCUCAGCCCCAUAGUUCCUCCACCAGUCUGAUGACACGCAGAAACAAGGUGGUUCACCCAGAAUGACCUGGAACUGCAGGUUUCCACUUUACAAAGUAUUUUAAAUAUUUGGUUUCCUGCCAGUUUUGGAGGUUCUUUCUCCAGAGAUGAGCUCAUGAACGUCAGAGCUACAACCCCCGUGGACUGAUUCCCAACAUUUUUCGCUUCUACCAUGGAUUUACUGGCUAUUUUGACCCAGCAGGCGUGUAAGAAGGUGCAGCGCCGCAGGAGACGCGUGCUCAGGUGAACUGCUGCGUCUCCGGCGGCGCGGAUUAUGCACUGCGCUGCCCGGGAUAUUCUUUUCCAACGUGCGCUCACUUUGCAAUAAAACGGACAAACUGACCGUGCUACUCAACAAAAAGAGACUUUUCCACAUCCUGUGUUUUGUGUUUUACAGGAGACGUGGCCGAGUGGCCACGUACCGGACUAAGGACUACUACCGGACUACCUCACGCCUCAAAAACAGCUUCUUCCCAACUGCAGUCUAUUGAACAGUGCCCCAACUCCCCCCAGCUGACCCCCCCCAACCAAAGGACUAUCGCUGACACUUACAGACCCCACCAUCCCAGACCCUUGCACAUCCACUGUACAUAGUCUGUUGAUGACUUCAUUUUAAUUUAUCCUUAAUUGCACUAUUCAAGUUACCAUGUCAUGCUGUAUGUUGUACUGUUUGUACUUUAUUUAUGCUGAGAUGCACCACCUGCCAACUCCAAGUCAAACUCCUCGUUCUGUAAAGUGCUCUAUACAGGACCUGACAAUAAAGCUUUUCAGAAUCCGA